CAAGAAAGGCAUCAGUUUGUGGCUUAGCCACUUGAGCAGAACUUAAUCCCAAUUGCGAGCAAAAUAACCAAGAUGAAGGCAACCAUUGCAUGCGCCAUUGCGAGCAUCCUGCUCAUUAGCUUGACCGAUCUGGCCACUGGAUCGGCGUGUGGAUGCACCGAGCCAACAACAACCACGACAAAAGAGAGUGGGUGUGGAUGCCCCGAGCCAAAAACAACAACCACAUGCCAGCCACCAAAACCGCCGAGCACGACCACCACGACAAGAGCAUCGACAACAAGCACGACAAGAGCACCGCCAUGCACGAGCACCACGACAAUAGCAACGACAAAAGCAACGACAAAACGCCCGACAAAGGCCACCACCACUAAGAAGCCCUGUGAGCCACCAACCAAAAAGACAACCACGACAACCACUAAGAAGCCCUGUGAACCACCAACCAAAAAGCCAACCACGACAACCACUAAGAAGCCCUGUGAGCCACCAACCAAAAAGACAACCACGACAACCACUAAGAAGCCCUGUGAACCACCAACCAAAAAGCCAACCACGACAACCACUAAGAAGCCCUGUGAACCACCAACCAAAAAGCCAACCAAGACAACCACUAAGAAGCCCUGUGAACCACCAACCAAAAAGCCAACCAAAAAGCCAACCAAAAAGCCAACCAAAAAGCCAACCAAAAAGCCAACCAAAAAACCAACCAAAAAGCCAACCAGCAAGCCAACCAGCAAGCCAACCAGCAAGCCAACCACCAAGCCCCCAACCAAUCCUUGCGGCUUGUGCGGUCCCGGUGGUUCUGCCUGCCAGGGAUGCAAAGAGAGGGACGGUCUCUGCCAGGAGCUGCUUAACACCGUGCGCAAUCUCGAGAAAAUGAUCCGCCAGUGCGUGUGCGGACAGCCUACAUGGCAACUGUAAGAGCCAGCCACUAUACUGAUCCUGAUCCCGCUCCCGCUCCGAACUGCCCCCAUCUGCCAACCCUUAUCUGUUGAUCUAACCCAGACUGAGCAUGGACUAUGAUUUCGCAUUUGUUUAGUUAAGUUAAGUUAAGUUCGGUUUUGUUUUGUUAGCCACAAUUUGGUGUCUGUUGAAUUUGUUACCAUUGUUAAAUUACUUAAUAUAUAUUCUGUAAAUAAAGCGGGGCGAAAGAAAGCCGGACCAUCCGUCGCUUUCGUCUCCGUUAAUUGUUUCUGCAAAUA
Drosophila obscura is the source of this 1199-nucleotide messenger RNA. RefSeq names its product salivary glue protein Sgs-3 (gene Sgs3). The record is from RefSeq and is a predicted model, not a curated record. Bases 73 to 918 code for a protein of 281 amino acids. The transcript is spliced from 2 exons. Lineage: Eukaryota; Metazoa; Arthropoda; Insecta; Diptera; Drosophilidae.